AUGGACGAAGGCACCGGACCUACGACCAUUACUCCGGAGACCGCCCCCCGGUGGUCUCUAAGCCGCCGUCUUCGGUCACUCCGCCGAGCUUUCACGACCCGCGAGGGCCUUCUGGGCGACUACGACUAUGGCGUCCUGUUUCGUCCCAACCUGCCGUUCAUGGGCAAGGGCUCGAGGUCUGGGAGGAGCCCCUUCUUUGGCCUCAAUGAUCGCAUGCCCGUGUUCUUGGGCCUGCUGCUGGGGCUACAACAUGCGCUGGCCAUGUUGGCAGGCAUCAUCACGCCGCCGUUGAUCCUGGCGGGUGCGGGCGGUGCGAAUCUACCGGCUGAGCAGCAACAGUAUCUUGUCUCGACGGCCUUGAUUGUGUCGGGUAUCCUCUCCAGUAUCCAGAUUACAAGGUUUCACAUAUACAAGACUCCCUACUACGUCGGGACCGGUCUUAUAUCCGUCGUGGGCAUCAGCUUCAGCAUCAUACCCGUUGCCCAAGGCGCGCUCUCCCAGAUGUACGCCAACGGAUUCUGCCCAUCGGACGCUGCCGGCAACCCCCUUGCCUGCCCGCGCGGGUAUGGUGCACUGCUGGGAACCUGCGCCGUCUGCGCCUUGCUCGAGAUCUUGCUUUCCUUUAUCCCGCCGCGCAUCCUGCUCCGGAUGUUUCCGCCCAUCGUUACAGGCCCAACGGUCAUGCUCAUCGGCAUGAGCCUCAUUAAGAGCGGGUUCCAGGACUGGAUGGGAGGAAGCGGUUGUACAACUCAGGCCCUGUGUCCUAGCCCUGGGGCACCGCAUGCCCUGCCUUGGGGUUCCGCCGAGUUUCUUGGCUUGGGCUUCAGCGUCUUUGUCACAAUCAUCUUGUGCGAGCGUUUUGGGUCUCCCAUCAUGAAGUCCACGUCUGUCAUCAUCGGUCUGCUGGUGGGGUGCAUCAUUGCCGCCGCCUGCGGCUACUUUGAUCGGUCUGGCAUCGAUUCGGCCCCUGUUGCUUCUUUCAUCUGGGUUCACACCUUCCCCCUUUCCGUCUAUGGGCCACUGGUGCUCCCAGUCCUCGCCGUCUUCAUCGUCUGCCUCACCGAAUCCAUCGGCGACAUCACGGCCACGUGCGACGUCUCUCUCCUCGAGGUCGAGGGCAUGAUUUACGAGUCUCGCAUCCAGGGAGGCGUCCUAGCAGACGGACUCAACGGCUGCCUCGCCGCGCUCAUGACCGUGACACCCAUGAGCACCUUUGCCCAGAAUAACGGCGUCAUCGCCCUGACCCGGUGCGCCAACCGCAAGGCCGGCUACGCCUGCUGCUUCUUCCUCCUGAUUAUGGGCAUCUUUGCCAAGUUCGCCGCCGCCCUCGUCGCCAUUCCUUCCUCGGUCCUGGGCGGCAUGACCACGUUCCUCUUCACCUCCGUCGCCGUCUCCGGCAUUGCCAUCAUCUCCCGCGGCGUGCCGUUUACGCGCCGCAACCGCUUCAUCCUCACCGCCGGCCUGGCGUUUGGCUACGGCGCCACCCUGGUGCCCAACUACUUUGACAAGAUCUUUACCUACUCCGGCAACAACAAGUCGCUUUUGGGCUUCCUGGACGCCAUUGUGCUCGUCAUGGAGACUGGCUUUGCCGUGACGGCGGCGGUGUGCAUGAUUCUGAACUUGAUCCUUGACGAAGAGAUGGAGGACACUAUUAGUGCGGAUGGCGACGACGACGACAUAGGUAUAGUAGCCUUCACGCCAAUCAUCUGCCUGAUGAACUUGCCCGGGUAUGUCUCCUCCCUCUACGAAAACCCCAUCUCCCGUCUCCCUCGUCCCUCAUCUCUCGCAAACCCCAUCCACAUAAAAUAA
Trichoderma citrinoviride is the source of this 1809-nucleotide messenger RNA. Its product is annotated as Xanthine/uracil permease. Gene Ontology annotation, molecular function: xanthine transmembrane transporter activity. The coding region runs from base 1 to 1809 and encodes 602 amino acids. NCBI's taxonomy places the organism in Eukaryota, Fungi, Ascomycota, Sordariomycetes, Hypocreales, Hypocreaceae. Gene Ontology annotation, cellular component: membrane; fungal-type vacuole. Gene Ontology annotation, biological process: xanthine transport; transmembrane transport. The transcript has 3 exons. The record is from RefSeq and is a predicted model, not a curated record.